This is a messenger RNA of Gastrolobium bilobum, 2969 nucleotides long. RefSeq names its product endo-1,4-beta-xylanase 1-like. The record is from RefSeq and is a predicted model, not a curated record. Gene Ontology annotation, biological process: carbohydrate metabolic process. Lineage: Eukaryota; Viridiplantae; Streptophyta; Magnoliopsida; Fabales; Fabaceae. The transcript is spliced from 8 exons. Gene Ontology annotation, molecular function: hydrolase activity, hydrolyzing O-glycosyl compounds. The coding region runs from base 178 to 2883 and encodes 901 amino acids.
AUGAUGUGUCUUUCACUUCCGCACCACCUUAAAAUGGAUCCAACCGGUGGUUUUUUCUGUUGGACAAGACCACAGACAGAGAGACACACAAGUAGUUGAUUCUGAUUUAGGUACUUCACAAGCAGAGUCUCCAAGUUUCACUCCCACUGGAAGCACAAACACUCUCAGCCUCAGAUCAUGGCGGAAAACAUCUCUGGUUCAAGUGGGAGCAAGGCUACUAAUAUUUUACUUAAUCAUGACUUCUCUGGUGGGCUGAACUCUUGGCAUCUCAAUUACUGCAAUGGCUAUGUUAUUUCAGCUGAAGAAGGUACUCAAAGAGGAAUUUCAAUGGAGUCAAAUGGCAAUUAUGCUGUUAUCACAAACCGAAAGGAAUGCUGGCAAGGUCUCGAGCAAGAUAUCACAGACAGAAUUUCCACUAGUUCCACUUACAUGGUUUCAGCUUUUGUUGGAGUAUCUGGGCUUUCUCAGGGAUCUACUGAUGUUCUAGCUACUUUGAAACUAGAAUAUCAUGAUUCUGCUACUAGUUACUUGUUCAUUGGAAGAACUUCUGUUAUAAAGGGUAACUGGGAAAAGUUGGAAGGGACAUUUUCAUUGUCAACUAUGCCUGAUCGGGUUGUAUUUUAUUUGGAAGGACCUGCUCCUGGAGUUGACCUGCUUAUUCGAUCAGUAGAGGUCAUCUGUUCCAGUCCAAAUAAUAAUACCACAAGCACAGGAUGUGCUUCCAUUGGAGAUGACAACAUCAUAAUUAACCCCCAAUUUGAGGAUGGCCUGAAUAAUUGGUCUGGUAGAGGCUGCAAGAUUAUGUUGCAUGAUUCCAUGGGAGAUGGAAAAAUUGUUCCGAAGUCUGGAAAAUUCUUUGCAUCUGCAACAGAACGUACACAAAGCUGGAAUGGAAUUCAACAGGAGAUCACUGGACGUGUGCAGCGCAAGCUGGCCUAUGAGGUCACUGCUUUAGUUCGAAUAUUUGGGAAUAAUGUCACUACUGCUGAUGUACGUGCUACUUUGUGGGUCCAAACACCAGAUCUUCGAGAGCAGUAUAUAGGCAUUGCAAAGGUGCAGGCAACAGAUAAAGAUUGGGUUACAAUGCAGGGAAAAUUCCUUCUAAAUGGUUCCCCAUCAAAAGUGGUCAUUUAUUUAGAGGGUCCCUCUCCAGGCACUGACAUUCUUGUCAAUACUUUGGUCGUAAAGCAUGCAGCGAAAACACCUCCUUCAACACCACCGGAUGUAAAGAAUGUUGCUUUUGGGGUUAAUAUAAUUGAGAAUAGCAAUCUGGCUGCUGACACCAAAGGAUGGUUUUCCCUUGGUAAUUGCACAUUAAGCGUUAGAACUGGUUCACCUCAUAUAAUUCCACCAAUGGCAAGAGAUUCUCUUGGGCCUUAUGAACUCCUAAGCGGGCGCUACAUCCUUGUAACCAAUCGAACACAAACAUGGAUGGGCCCUGCUCAGACGAUCACUGAGAAAUUGAAACUCUUUUUGACUUAUCAGGUAUCUGCUUGGGUUCGGAUUGGUUCAGGAUCAACUGGGCCACAGAAUGUGAAUGUUGCCCUUGGUGUUGACAACCAGUGGGUCAAUGGAGGACAAGCUGAGGUUUCUGAUGACAGAUGGCAUGAAAUUGGUGGAUCCUUUAGAAUUGAAAAGCAGCCAUCAAAGGUUAUGGUUUAUGUCCAAGGUCCUGCUUCUGGUUUGGACUUAAUGGUUGCUGGACUUCAAAUUUUUCCUGUUGAUAGAAAUGAAAGAUUUAAAUAUUUAAAGCGGCAGACAGACAAGAUCCGUAAGCGUGAUGUUGUCCUGAAAUUCUCUGGGCUGGACUCUAGCAGCUACCUUAACACCUCGGUGCAAGUUAGACAAAUACAGAACGAUUUCCCUAUUGGAUCAUGUAUCAGUAGAACAAACAUUGACAAUGAAGAUUUUGUUAACUUCAUUGUGAAACAUUUUAACUGGGCUGUAUUUGGAAACGAGUUAAAGUGGUAUUGGACUGAGCCACAACAAGGGAAUUUCAAUUACAAAGAUGCUGAUGAUCUGCUAAACUUGUGUGCCAAGAACAAGAUAGAAACUCGUGGUCAUUGUAUCUUCUGGGAAGUGGAUGGAACAGUUCAGCAAUGGAUUAAAUCACUGAAUAAAAAUGAUCUGAUGACGGCUGUCCAAAACCGCUUAACCGGCCUGCUGAAUCGCUACAAGGGAAAGUUCAGACACUAUGAUGUCAACAAUGAAAUGCUGCAUGGUUCAUUUUACCAAGAUAGACUAGGUAAGGAUAUCAGGGCAAACAUGUUCAAGACUGCAAACCAACUAGAUCAAUCUGCUACACUUUUUGUGAAUGAUUAUCAUGUUGAAGAUGGAUGUGACACAAGAUCAUGUCCUGAAAAAUACAUUCAACACAUUCUUGAUUUGCAAGAGCAAGGUGCCCCAGUUGGAGGAAUUGGAAUUCAAGGUCACAUAGACAGUCCAGUGGGGCCUAUUGUUUGUUCUGCCCUUGAUAAAUUGGGUAUUCUUGGUCUACCUAUAUGGUUUACUGAGCUUGAUGUGUCUUCCAUCAAUGAAUAUGUGAGAGCAGAUGAUCUUGAAGUUAUGCUGCGUGAAGCUUUGGCUCACCCUGCUGUAGAAGGCAUAAUGCUGUGGGGAUUUUGGGAGUUGUUUAUGAGCAGGGACAAUUCACACUUGGUGAAUGCAGAAGGUGACAUCAAUGAAGCUGGGAAAAGAUUCCUAGCUCUAAAACAAGAGUGGCUGUCUCAUAGCCAUGGUCAUGUUGAUGAGCAAGGUCAAUUCAACCUCAGAGGCUUUCAUGGAACAUACAACGUGGAAGUUGUCACCCCAUCCAAGAAAGUUUCUAAAACAUUUGUACUUGACAAAGGUGACUCGCCACUGGUUUUAUCCAUCGAUUUAUAAGCAUCUUUCUUUAUGGGGUGUCAUUUUAUUAUAUCCUUGGGUUUGCUGAAAUACAAAGGUGAUGAUGUAUAGUGUUGUUAUCUUUA